AAUCCGCCUGCCCAGUUCUUCUCACCCAUCCCACCACCCAUCAGCGCCUGCUGCUCAAGACACACCGCAUCACAGCGAUCCGCAUUAAAUUCGCAACGAAAAAAAAAAUAGUGAAAAACACACAAGUUCAUUGAUUCUCGAGGCCUGCCUCGAUGUGUGUGAGCUUUGUUCCUUUCUGCUGCAGUGAUUUAGGACCUGAAUAAGGUUUUUGUCGAUUUGAGAAUAGUGUUUGAUGUGAAUCAAGUGGCUUCCGGAUUUCGAAAAAAUCUUAUCACGAUUUCAGCUGUUAUCAGCGAUUGCACUGCAUCGAAAGGCCAAACUAGAUCGUAACCCAGUUCGUCACACAGCACAAAUUCGAGGUGCUUUUUAGGGAAGGGAAAAUUGAUUUACUAAACUGGAUAGAUAAGAAGCGGGUUUAGUCAUCGAGCGAGUUUAGUUCAGAGCGGUUCUGUCUUCCGAACAUAAUGUUGGAUUCAAUUAAAAAAUCAAUUUCUUCCCUGUAUUUGCUCUACGAGCUAAACACCUGCAUUUACAUGCUGGAUCCGUGGGAGAAAAAGUUCAUUAAUGGAGUGAUACUCGGCAUUCUAGCCCUCCUAGGAUUCUCCAGCUAUGUGUACCUGCCCGGUUACACCCGGAAGCUGAUCAACGCGUUCUUGCCCGCAACCGGAAGUGAGCACCAUCUGCACUUGGAGCAGCUCCAGAGUUCGGGCCAGAUGGACUUUGGAGUAAACUGAUGGAAGCAGCGUGGAACAACAAGCACAAAAAAACAAAUUUACAAUAAUUACAUACGACCUAUUGAUAAACUAGUGAGAAUAGAUUUAUAGACAAUGACGAAUAAGAGCUUCAAGCUUUCAUCACUUUAAAGUUAGCGUUACUUUUUUAAUCUUUCAAACUAUUUCAUAAAUCUUUCUACAAUUUAAAUACUGUUUGAAACUAACAACUUUUAUAAGAUUCACCUUUCUCUACACUAAACAUGAUAGAAAUCAAUUGCAAAGACAGGUUUGUUACAUGCCAAAAUUGUAGCUUCCUCAGACAGGUUUAGGUUUACCAAAAAUGAAAUCAUACAUAAGCUCUAAAAACACUGUACUAUUCUUACAAUUCAAUCUGCUUAUCUUUGUAUCAAACAAAAUCUUUUGAAGUUUCUUAAAUCAACUCAGCAAUCUGUUAGAUAAAAUGAAUAAAUGAUUUUACAACAAUAACUUAAA
Culex pipiens pallens (northern house mosquito) is the source of this 1205-nucleotide messenger RNA. Its product is annotated as serine palmitoyltransferase small subunit B. Gene Ontology annotation, molecular function: serine C-palmitoyltransferase activity. Gene Ontology annotation, cellular component: serine palmitoyltransferase complex. Gene Ontology annotation, biological process: ceramide biosynthetic process. The record is from RefSeq and is a predicted model, not a curated record. The transcript is spliced from 2 exons. Lineage: Eukaryota; Metazoa; Arthropoda; Insecta; Diptera; Culicidae. The coding region runs from base 465 to 734 and encodes 89 amino acids.